AGAAGUGGCUUGAAAUACAAUAGAUCAUCCAUUGUCUGCUAAGGAAACCAAAUGCGAUUGUAGACUGAAAAUGGAGCCUGAAAAAAAUUCUACAUGGGACUCCUUUAAGUUGAAGGCAAAGCCUUUAUUUCAAAAUAUUAGCACAAAAAUGUCAAAAAAGACAAUAAGUAAACAUGUUGUAAGAAAACAUCUUACUUUGGACCGCCGAUUGAGCUCAUCAGUACCAGACAUGUUGCAAGAUGAUCUUGACUCAUUGGACAACUCCCUUCAAACAACUGAUCAUUCAUCUGUUUUAUCACUUUCAAGCAGUCCAUUAACACUGGCAAAUCAAUCCCAUCAUUGUGAUGACUGCCCAUCUGUGGCCAUAGAAAAGGAAAAAAGAGUGCAUCUUGAGGAGGAGAGGUUUAGGUCUCAGAUCUGUGUAACGGAAAAAGAAAUGUAUAUUUUCACUUCAGAAGUCCAGAAAGAGUCAAAUGAAGAGACCAUUACAGAACCGCAUCAGGGGACAAGUACAGUUGAAGACAUGGUAUGCGAUUUGACUGAGGAUCCCAGUGAAGGGACUGAUCUGGAAUCUUCACAUUCUUCUCAGUUCUUUGAAGAGCAUGGGCUGCUUGGUGAAGGUGGAGAUUCUUUGAGCAGCUUACCCAGCAGCACCUCAUACCUUCUCACAGUGCACUUGAAAGCAGGAAAAGGGCUCGUCAUCAGGGAUCGUUCAGGCACUAGUGAUCCAUAUGUAAAAUUUAAAAUGGAUGGAAAAACUUUCUACAAAAGUAAAACUGUCUACAAGAAUCUGAAUCCAGUAUGGGAUGAAACCUUUACAUUACCAAUUCGAAAUUUGGACCAAGUGCUGCAUGUCAAGGUCUAUGAUAGGGACCUGACCACUGAUGACUUCAUGGGGUCAGCAAUCCUCGCUUUCAGUGAUCUUGAGCUGAACAGGACAGCAGAAAAGAGUCUGAAACUAGAUGACCCUAAUAGUUUGGAAGAAGACAUGGGAGUAAUAUUACUGAAUGUUACACUGUCGAUCAAGCAAGGCAGUAUCAAGAGACGUAAAUGGUCAAGCAUAAGGAAAAGAAACAGCUCAAAGGCUGGGUCUGUUCAGAAUAUACAGUUAUCAGAAUCCUUACGGAAGAGCCAGCUUUGGAGUGGCAUUCUUAGCAUCACAUUGGUAGAAGGAAGGAAAUUCCCAAAAGAAGUUAUAGUAGAAUCAUAUGUGAAAUUUAGACUGGGAGAUCAAAAAUAUAAAAGCAAGACAGUAUGCAGAAGUGAAAGCCCUCAGUGGAGAGAGAAGUUUGAAUUUCACUACUUUGAGCAGAUAACUAUGUUGGACAUUGAAGUCUGGGGGAAAGACAGCAAAAAGCAUGACGACUGUUUAGCACUGUGUAGUGUUGAUCUAGUCACACUGCCACACGGACAAGUCAAUUAUCUGAACUUACCCCUGAGAAAUGGGCAAGGAGUUGUCAUAGUUCUCAUCAUUUUCACUCCAUGUGCAGGAGUCUCUAUAUCAGACUUGUGUGCUUGCCCACUGGAAGAUCCCACUGAGAAACAGCAACUCCUUCAGAGAUAUCAUCUGAAGAAUUCCUUUAAGAAUUUGAAAGACAUUGGCUUUCUACAAGUAAAAGUUAUUCAAGCAGUGGACCUUCGAGCUGCAGACCUUUCAGGUAAAAGCGAUCCCUUCUGUGUCCUUGAAUUGGGUAACGAUAGACUACAAACCCACACAGUUUACAAGAACCUUAGUCCAGAAUGGAAUACUGUUUUUACCUUUCCCAUUAAAGAUAUCCAUGAUGUUUUAAAAGUCAGUGUAUUUGAUGAAGAUGGAGACAAGUCACCUGAUUUUCUUGGGAGAGUCGCCAUUCCCUUGCUUUCUGUAAAAAAUGGGAAGCAGAUAAUGUAUGUGCUGAAAACCCCCGAUUUGGGUAAGGUAUCAAAAGGAGCAAUUUAUCUGCAGAUGGAUGUUAUCUGGAACACAGUCAAAGCUAGUAUAAGAACAUUUACACCUCGUGAAAAGCAGUUCAUAGAAGACAAUCCAAAGUUCUCAAAAACAAUAUUAACAAGGAAUGUUACUCGUGUGAAAACGAUCACAAUGGCUGUGUGGAACACAAUACAGUACAUUCAGAGCUGUUUUCAGUGGGAGUCCAAACUACGGAGUUUAAUAGCUUUUUUGCUAUUUGUUAUCAUUGUAUGGUACAUGGAACUGUUCAUGCUCCCCCUUGCACUCUUAGUGCUUUUCACAUAUAACUAUAUCCUGAUCCGGACUGGGAAGAUCAGCUCAUCCAGCAGUCUGGACAUGGACAUUGGAGACGAUGAUGACGAUGAUGACAAAGAUUCUGAAAAAAGGGGGUUGAGAGGAAAGAUCCAGAUGGUUCAAGAUACAGUUAUAGCAGUUCAAAAUAUUCUGGAUGAAAUAGCAAGUUUUGGUGAAAGGAUUAAAAAUACUUUCAAUUGGACAGUUCCUUUCUUGUCGAAGCUUGCUUGUCUAAUAUUGGCAGCAGUUACAGUUGUAUUGUAUUUCAUCCCACUAAGAUACAUCAUUUUAAUAUGGGGCAUAAACAAAUUUACUAAGAAGCUGAGAAAUCCCUAUGCCAUCGACAAUAAUGAGUUACUGGAUUUCCUCUCCAGGGUACCAUCAGACAUCGAAAAAGUGCAGUACACAGAGUUGAAAAACAGCAGCAGCUACCAAAGUCCCUCAAGGAGGAAAAAGAAUGUUUCUUAGAAAACUCCAGCCAUGAUUGAUCCAGUACAAUAUUCCAAUCAUUGCCAUACAGUUUUCCAAAACCAGUGAAGAUAAGCACCAUAGAAGAGACUGUGACAACUCUUUCAUGGUUGCAGGAUGUUGGUAAUAAAAACAGUAUGUUGCAGGUGAAGAAUACAUUUUUUUCUACACAGAGACGUAACUGUUUUACAUCAGGGUCACAUGCAGUUACAGUUCCCUCUUAGUUUCUACUUUUUUUUCACCUAGCAAUUUAAAUGAGAAAAGAUUUGCUCUGGUAACUCAUCAGAGUAAUUAUAGAUUGCAAUGGCAAAGCUGGCAUGUGGCAUAGAUGACCUUGUAAAGGUACUACAGUGUCAAUCUAAAGACAUAAAAAAAACUGCAGGACAGUCAUCUGUCAUUAAGUAGUAAGGAUGAAAUCUUUUACUAAUAGCAACUUUAUUCUCUUUGCUGUUGUGCCAAGGAAGUGUCAAAUCUUGGAAGAGCUUAAAUUUCCCUGAAAGAUGAACGUAUGUUGUUUAAAAUUGCUCAAAGGGAUGUGCCAGUUUCAGUUUAAUAGCACUAAGCGACUUGCUAAUAUAGCAUGUAAGAAUGCAGCAAAGCACUUUGUAUUAUACGUCAUGUUUUUUUACAAGCCAUGGAUAGAUUUUCAAUCCAAAGCUGUUUUGAAAGCAUACAUUUCUCAUGCAGACAUAAUAUAAUAAUAUGUGUUUAAGACUUUGUGCAUGUAUGAUAACUGCUGCUUUUAAGUUCAGAUCACUUUUGUUUUGCACACGAGUUGACAUCUGGAAUUCCUACAGGCAUCUCCUGCACUUUAUAUAAUUCUGGGGGAAUACCUUUCUGAGUUUUUCUGGACAUAAGAUGUUCUGUACCAAUGAUCAGAAUUUUUCAGGAAAACACAGCAUUAACUUAUUUAGACACUGCCAAUGUGUCUGUUGUGUUCUUUUACUCCAGUGCAAUUUAAUUUUGUUCCAAAGAUAUUUUAAUAUAUUGUUCAUACGGCUUGUCCUGAAAAGCAAUGCACAUUUUUACUACUGUUUGUAUCCCAGUACAUUAUGCAUUUCUCACAGUCAGUCUCUGUGUUGCAUGUAAUGUGAUGCUGCUAUGCUCUAGAACUUCAGCACUCUGGACAAAAGGAUGAAUAAUAACUUUAGAAGCAAAAAGAUAAUUCUGCAGAUGACAUAAAUAACCAGUUUCAAAUAUUUUUUAGAAUGGAAGCCAAAGAAGGUUUAGAACCAGUAAAAUACACUAACAUGCAAAGUAGAACUAAAGCAUAUUUAAGGAAACAAAAAAAUUAUUUUGCUAAGAAGUGCUACUGAUCUUUCUGUGCCACAUGAUCUCUUGCUCUUACACCAGAAUAACCCAAAUGUUAUCAUGAUGUAGACAAUAAAAUUGAAAUGAUGACUAUACAAGAAGAACCUUACUUCCUUACAUGGUGUUUGUGAUAUUUUAUCCAUUUGAUACCACAUCAGGGACAAGUGUAGCAUUAUGUUUAAUGUAAAAAAAAAAAAAACAAACAAGAAAAACUGCAGAGCUCUGAUGCUAACACCAAAACUGUUUAGCAGAUGAAGGUGCUCACUUACGAUUUUGUAAAUAAAGUCAGUUGCUUUGUUUGGAGUUUGAAUAGCUCCUGUGUGGUGAUUUAUAUUUAUCGUACUUUGUUGAUCUGUAAUGCUAAAGGCCUAGGCUUGAAUCAUUUCAGCUCCCAUUCACAUAGUGUGUGUGACACUAUUAACUUAUUCCUGCUCUCAUGUUCCCUGACAAACGGGGUUGUAUCUGGUGAGCCUAAUGUACUGAUUAGCAAGUAAACUGUUAAAUGUAGAAAUAAUGCAUAGUUGAAAACACAACCCUGCUGUCUGUGUUAACCUUUAAUUGAUUUUACAAGAUGCCAUAUAGAAUAAGACAGUUACAUGAAAUUAGUACAGGCUAUGGAAAGUGAAAACAACUACAGAAUCUACAACAUUUUGAUUUGGUGCUUCUGUGUUUUGUUGUGCUUACUUGAACAAUGCAUGUGCUUGCAGAGGAGAAACAGAAGCUGCAUACCUUCUUCAUAUGACUAUCGUUAAGAGAUUCUGAACUUUGUCAUCUACAAAUGCAACAUCCAGGGUGUGUUGCUACAGAGAAAAUGGAGAGACUGUGAGUUUUGCAAACUGCAUGUUCUCCUCAUGGUUAGCGUUUUCAAUUUUGGGGAGAACUAAUCCCCACCCCUGCAUUGUUUAGGGACUUCACAUAUAUUUUAGUGUCCUACAUAAGAUGCUGUAGGGUAAAUUAAUAUUUUUGUUGAAAAAGGAAGGUUGUGCCAUUUGUUUGCAUGUAGUAUGUGGGGAAAGUGUCUGUAGCACUGAAUUCAUUCCAGCAGACUGUUCGGGCUACUAAAAUUGUUGCAGCUUGUCAUUGCCUGCUUUGCACCAUUUCAGGUGGUAUUUUGAAAUCUAGUUCCCUCAGCUAUUGUAGCUGUUCCCAGGGAUAGACGACAUUUUGCACACUAUUUUAUGUUUUCUGCAUUUAUGACUGAGCUCUUUUAAACCUCAGCAAUGUUUUGUGGUGUCCUAGUACUGCAGUCAUAUGCACAAGAACCAGGCUUAACUAAUGUAAACUGCUUUCUGUAGAAACUGUUUUCCCUUCUAUAUUCUACAUAUUUUUCUCAAAAGGUAAUUAUGAUUCAAAUGUACAAGUUACCAUCAAAGAGUGCCAUAGAUUUAUGCACUUGCUUUAUGACUCUGUUUCAUGUUUCAUUGUAACCUGGAGCUCUUCUCCCCAGGCCUCUACUGAAAAGCGAUUCCCUACCUAGUAUAAGUUUCCUUGUAAACAAAUGCUUAUACAGUAUAAUAUAUAAAUAAUUGUUCUUCAGUAAGUAUUCUACCACAGUGGAAUUUGCCUUACAUUGCAAGACUCAUAGAUUGAAAAAAAAUGACUUGCAGUACUAACUUCAGUCCCUGUAAUUUUUAUCAUUGUUCAGUAUUCUUAACCAUUUGGUGUCACUGCCAAAAUUCUGUCACAGGUAUGCAUGGUAAUGGGAACUGAGUAACCCAUCAGUGACUAACUGUGACUGAAAUGGUCCUCUAAUGUUUGCCUUCUCUACGGUUUAAGGCUGCUUUUCAUACUGCCAUUAAAAGACAUCAACCUGUGUGGUGAGUGCGAUGGUGCAUUCACAGUAAUGAACGCAAAUCUUUAGUAAAAUUUCUCAAGGAGUCCUUGUGUUUAAGGAUUUAUUAUGUAAGUGUAAGCACUGCCAAUAGUGAAAUUCACCAUUUACUCCAUCUGAGUUAUUUUAACUUCCAAACUCCAGACUUUGAUAGACUGAUACAGUUUGAUUUUGUACAAUCAAAAUUUGAAUUACAGCUAUGAAUAAAAGGGCUAAUGUUUU
Molecule: messenger RNA, 6074 nt
Organism: Protopterus annectens (West African lungfish)
Lineage: Eukaryota; Metazoa; Chordata; Ceratodontiformes; Protopteridae
Gene: MCTP2
Product: multiple C2 and transmembrane domain containing 2
Exons: 22
Coding region: 71-2710 (879 amino acids)
Biological process (GO): regulation of neurotransmitter secretion
Cellular component (GO): synaptic vesicle membrane
Molecular function (GO): calcium ion binding
Source: RefSeq, a predicted model, not a curated record